ACAGCUUUUCUUUUUAAGAUUCGUGGGUUUUGUAUCACGUUAAAUGUGACGAAACAAAGCGAACAUGUAAAGAAGCGUCACUGGGUUCAAAUAAUUUGGCCGUUAAAAUGGGUCAGAACUGCUUUUCAAAAACACAAACAACAUUCGUGUUGUCAUGAUGCCAGACCGCUGGCGAAUGUAGUUCUCUAAAUUCAAACACGCAGAAAUAAUUCGAAAAACUCCCACCAGACAAAAACAUCCUUCACCUAAGAACAUUGAAAAUGGUGCUAAAAGUACGUUUAUUCAGCAUUAUGCAGCCUCGUUGAAUGUUUAACCGGAAAACCAGCAUGUUUAUGUGUGACAACUGGACUACAACUCCCAGAUAACCGCGUGCUCCGCUGGCUGUUUUGAGAGAGGGGACUCCUUUGAGCAACACUCUGCUUUACUCAACCCUCUGUUGGGCAGAUAUCAAGUUAUUGUGCUGAGGACCGCCGUUGGAAAUUUAGUGAAAUGACAUUUGAGCUCAGUGGUUGACGUGAACCGGCUGUUUACUUCGCCUUUGAGCCUAAAAAACAGAGAGUUAGUGUUACCGGCGCUCCGUCAGGCUCAGCUGGCCGAUAAGGCAGAGCUUGUUAGCUUACAUUAGCCAGCAGCUAGCGUUAGAUUUACGGCUUAUCCGCGGCUGGCUUGGCUCGGUCGCUGAAAUAGAGCUGCGGGCGCUGUUCGGCCACAAUGGUUUGGCCACUCUGCCAGAUUUCAAGUGUUGCUUUUUGGUAAAUAAUCUGUUGGAUCGUGAGGCAAAUCAACAAAACCUUUGUCUGACUUGUGCGCAGCGUCCGCUGGUUCGGCCUGUUCAUUGUCUCCGAGCAUUGAAAACAAAGAAGGUUUUUUUUGUGUGUAGUCAGAUCAGCUGGCUAGUGAGGCUGCUAGCUGUGCUCGAGUAAACAAAUUCGUCAGCUGUCGACUGAAGAUAAUCUUGAAAGCUGCCUGCUUAGCUAUGGCGCAACACGGCCCCUCUCAUGUAGCCAGUUCACAGAAAGCACUAAUGCUGGAAAUGAAGAGUCUCCAAGAAGAGCCCGUCGAGGGAUUCAAAAUAACAUUAGUAGACGAGGCAGACUUGUACAACUGGGAAGUGGCUAUUUUUGGACCCCCCAACACCCAUUAUGAAGGGGGGUAUUUUAAGGCUCGGAUCAAGUUCCCUAUUGACUACCCGUACUCCCCUCCUGCCUUCCGGUUCCUCACCAAGAUGUGGCACCCCAACAUUUACGAGAAUGGAGAUGUGUGUAUCUCCAUCCUCCACCCUCCGGUGGAUGAUCCCCAGAGCGGCGAGCUGCCUUCAGAGAGAUGGAAUCCCACCCAGAAUGUCAGGACCAUCUUGCUGAGUGUGAUCUCACUGCUGAACGAGCCCAACACCUUCUCCCCUGCCAACGUGGAUGCCUCUGUCAUGUACCGUAAAUGGAGAGACAGCAAGGGCAAGGACCGGGAAUAUGCUGAGAUCAUCAGGAAACAGGUGUUGGCCACCAAGGCGGAUGCCGAGCGUGACGGCGUGAAGGUGCCCACCACCCUGGCUGAGUACUGUGUCCGCACCCGUGCCCCGGCCCCCGAUGAAGGCUCCGACCUCUUCUACGAUGAUUACUAUGACGAGGAGGAGCUGGAGGACGAGGAUGGUGACUGCUGCUACGAUGAAGAUGACUCGGGCAACGAAGAGUCAUGACGUGUUUGAGCUUCGACCCCCACCCCCAGUCUUAGCUGACACAUGCUACACCUUUUUUCUGUCAGGGUUGCCAGAAAUUAUAGGUCUACAUCUAAGAAAGAUUCAAAGCCUCCCACUUUUUAACCGCUGAAAAGAGAUGUUUUUUCCUAAGCCUCUGAAUUCUUUUCAGAGACCAGAGUUGAUGCAUCGUCGAGGAAGGGUCUGACCCUGUAAGAUUUGCACCAGCACAAUCUUUGCACCUGUUUUUGCAAAUGAUGUUCAUUAUCACCUAAAAACCUUAUCUUGAGAAAAAUAACUGAAAACUAUAGCUAAGUCUUAUUGUGUCGUAUUGUGGGAUUAAUAACCACUGUCAACAACAGCAAUCUUUGCACUGGUGCAAACUUACAAAUCUUGUUCAGUCUCUCUCUUUCAUACCUUUAUUUCAUUAAUCGUAACUGGGUCUUGCUUACCAGUAGUCGGCCUCAGUGACUUAAAGACUGAAGACUUCACAAAGCCUGUUUUUGUAUGUGUGAGCGAUGCACCACAGACAUACAAUGAGUCGUGCAUUUGCAAGGUGUGCAUCCUGUCUCGCCUCUGUAGGAAGGGACCCGCGUCGUCACAGGACACUUGGUUCAGAGUUCUUGUGCAUGCCAGAACAUCUUGGAAGCUUUUUUUUUUGUUUGUUUUGUUGUUGUUUUUACAGGCGGACUGCUGAGCUGCAUCGUGAUCUUUUCUUCAGCUCAGUCUCUAAAGGACAUGUGAUGAUGGAGAUCCCAGAAAAAUUCUCGAGUCUGAAGGACCUGCUGGCAAACUCAGACAAUAGCUCAAACUCUCAUGUGAACAUUUUGGCAACAUCAAACUGAAUUUUGCUGUGGUCUUCUGGCGAUUAACUGUUGGAUGUGAUUAUCUGUCAUUUUGAGUGUGGGGUUGUUAUUUGAAGUCGCUCGGCUAAAGAGUCGCCUAGGACGAUGACGCUUAUCAGGGGGGCAGAACUAAUUACUGAUCGGAGUUGUGUUUCUCCCCAGGUUUCCUCUUUGAGAGGCCUGAUGGAGCCAAAGAGGUGGAGUGGCAUAAAAGAAAGCCCAAAACAUUUUAUGACUACGAAACAAUGUUUUGCUGUAUUCUUGUCUAUGUUUAACUGUUUUCUCUCUUGCAAGCUUUGUUACUUUAGUCUCUUCCUUUGGUUAGACAUUCUGCCUGCAAACUUUGCUUGAGAAUGAUAUGAAUUAUGUGAUGAGAUUAGUGGGUUCGAUUGGCAAAAAGGUUGCUGUCAGAAAAAAAAAAAAAACGUGUCUGUCGAAAAGUGUUGUUGCAGUACCGGACAGGGUUAUUUGAGCUUGUUUUGGAGAGAGAGACCCUGGAAGUGGAAAAAGAAAAUGGCCGCCAUGUUUUUAUUUUUAAUGACUAUUUAUUUUUGCGUGCUGGUGGAGGGUGGACCGGUGAUUAUAUGAUUUUUAGAGUGUAUGGGUGUCCCUUGUGUGUAUUUUGCAUCAGCAAUAUCGAUUGUUUUAUUUACUCAAAUUGGACUUCGUACAGCAAUUCUCAGGAUACGUAUGAUUAAACAACUUCAGACUAUUUUACUCUUUAGGUGGUCGUCAAAGUUGGUUUACAGCUUCAACAGGAACCAUAACUGAUAUGCACAUGUAGCUGUAUGGAUGAUCACCUUAUUGUUUUACGUACUUGUGUUUUCUUUCUUUCUUUUUUUUUAUUUUUAUUUUUGGCUAUUUAAAACUGAAAAAUAAAGACUUAUCGGAAAAUUA
This is a messenger RNA of Myripristis murdjan (pinecone soldierfish), 3432 nucleotides long. RefSeq names its product cell division cycle 34 homolog (S. cerevisiae) b (gene cdc34b). The transcript is spliced from 5 exons. The coding region runs from base 977 to 1693 and encodes 238 amino acids. Lineage: Eukaryota; Metazoa; Chordata; Actinopteri; Holocentriformes; Holocentridae. The record is from RefSeq and is a predicted model, not a curated record.